Limulus polyphemus (Atlantic horseshoe crab) is the source of this 1405-nucleotide messenger RNA. Its product is annotated as nuclear hormone receptor E75-like. Gene Ontology annotation, molecular function: zinc ion binding; RNA polymerase II cis-regulatory region sequence-specific DNA binding; nuclear receptor activity. NCBI's taxonomy places the organism in Eukaryota, Metazoa, Arthropoda, Merostomata, Xiphosura, Limulidae. The transcript has 7 exons. Bases 41 to 1282 code for a protein of 413 amino acids. Gene Ontology annotation, biological process: hormone-mediated signaling pathway; negative regulation of transcription by RNA polymerase II; positive regulation of transcription by RNA polymerase II. The record is from RefSeq and is a predicted model, not a curated record.
GUAACUUAAUGUUCCACUAGUUAGUAGAAGAAAGAGCAGUAUGAUAAUAAAUGAGAAGGAAUUACAGUUUCUCAGAACGCUUCCCGCCCCAGAUCAUCAGAGUGACAGAAAGGGAACGGACCUCAAUAUAGAGUUUGACGGAACAACCGUUUUGUGUCGUGUGUGUGGAGAUAAAGCUAGCGGUUUCCACUAUGGAGUUCACUCUUGUGAAGGAUGCAAGGGGUUCUUCAGGAGAAGUAUUCAACAGAAGAUUCAAUACAGACCCUGCACCAAAAACCAGCAGUGUUCUAUCUUGAGGAUCAACCGAAAUAGGUGUCAAUACUGUAGACUGAAGAAGUGCAUCGCAGUUGGAAUGUCACGUGAUGCUGUGCGUUUCGGACGCGUCCCGAAACGGGAAAAGGCCAAGAUUUUGGCGGCUAUGCAGAAGGUGAAUGCUACGUCUCAUGAAAAGGCCGUGAGUUCAGAACUUGAAGAUGAGGGGCGACUUCUGACCACCAUCAUCAGUUCUCAUGAGAAGACAUGCGACUACACCAGGGAUAAGGUCGCUGCACUGACGGAGAGAGCUCGCACUCAACCAGUGCGUACAAACUGUUUCCCACAUUUGGUGUGUCCCCUUAACCCAGCACCUAUGGAGCAGGGCGAAAACAGUGAGAUGAUGAAACAUUUCUCGGAGUGGUUUGCUCCAGCCAUUUGUGGGGUGGUCGAGUUUGCCAAACAGAUUCCAGGUUUUAGUUUGUUGCCCCAAGAAGAUCAAGUGACUUUGCUGAAAGCUGGAGUGUUUGAAGUCCUGUUGGUCCGGCUGGCUUGCAUGUUUGAUUCAGGAAAUAACAGUAUGAUGUGCUUGAAUGGCCAGGUUAUUCACAGAGAAGCCCUACACACUUCUAACAAUGCCCGUUUCCUUCUCGACUCCAUGUUUGAUUUUAAUGAACGCCUUAACGCCCUAAGAUUGUCGGACGGGGAGCUCGGUCUGUUUAGUGCUGUGGUGUUGAUAGCUGCAGAUCGCCCAGGCCUUAGGAAUGUCGAGCUUGUUCAGAAAAUCCAACAGAAAUUGUCCGAUUUGUUGCAGAAAGUGGUUAUCUCGGGUCAUCCAGAAAACCCGCACAUUUUUGGUGAGCUGAUGAAAAAGAUACCAGACUUAAGAACACUCAACACACUUCACUCUGAGAAGUUUCUGGCUUACAAAAUGGAACCCCAGAAUAAUGGUUUAAUGGAUCCAUCCAGCACUGUGACAUCCUCCACUUUAUUAUCAGCAGACCCUUGGAGCCAAUAUGAAACUACAUAAAUUCUGACCACCAGCAAUUUGACAGUAACAGGAACAAUUACUUAACUGGCCAGCAGAAAGAUCAGCCAGCAGCCUGCAAGUGGAUUACACCUGAUCCUCAUUAUAAUACUGACAGCCCACAUU